CACUCCACCACGUGUUCACUCUGUUUAUGGACGCGUUGAGAAACGCCUGCAGGUUAUACUUUUCUGCCGCCACCGCAAAAAUCACAAUGACCAACUUUAAAUUCAUAGAUAUUGGCAUUAAUCUGACAGACCCGAUGUUCAGAGGAGUUUACAGAGGGACUCAGAAACAUGAAGAUGAUUUUCCUCAGGUCGUCGAGAGAGCGCUGCAGGUCGGCGUGCAGAAGUUCAUCAUCACUGGAGGAAACCUGGAGGACAGCAGAGACGCGCUCAAACUCGCACAGACUCGAGAGGAGUUCUUCAGUACGGUGGGCUGUCACCCGACACGCUGCGCUGAGUUCGAUCAGCAGGGCGCAGAUCAGUACCUGUCGUCUCUCAUGGAUCUGAGCCUCAGUAACAGACAGAAAGUGAUCGCUGUGGGAGAGUGUGGCCUCGAUUUCGACAGGCUGGAGUUUUGUCCCAAGGAAACUCAGCUCAAGUACUUCGAGCGGCAAUUUGAUCUGGCAGAAGAGACUCGGUUACCCAUGUUCCUCCACUGCAGGAACGCACACGCAGAGUUCCUCGACAUCAUGAAGAGGAACAGAGAGCGGUGUGUUGGUGGAGUGGUUCACUCGUUUGACGGCUCUCAGCAGGACGCGGCGGCUCUGGUUGAUCUGGAUCUGUAUAUCGGUAUCAACGGCUGCUCAUUGAAAACAGCAGAGAAUCUAGAGGUGAUGAAGUCCAUCCCGACCGACAGACUCAUGAUCGAAACAGACGCUCCAUGGUGCAGCAUUAAAAACACUCACGCCGGAGCUAAACUGAUCAAAACCACCUUCCCCACGAAGAAGAAGUGGGAGGCGGGACACUGUGUGAAGGACAGGAACGAGCCGUGCCACAUCAUACAGGUGCUGGAGGUGAUGGCGGCCGUCAGGGGCGAAGAUCCACUGGACUUUGCUGAAACCAUUUACAACAACACUGUGAGACUGUUCUUCAAAAACACAUUAUGAGGACGACUUCUAUUUUCAUAUACUUGUGUAUAAUACAGCAGCGUGUAUAAACAAUAAACGUGACAAGAAACAUG
This is a messenger RNA of Labeo rohita (rohu), 1057 nucleotides long. It is a transcript of the gene tatdn1, whose product is annotated as TatD DNase domain containing 1. The transcript is spliced from 12 exons. The coding region runs from base 27 to 983 and encodes 318 amino acids. Gene Ontology annotation, cellular component: cytosol. NCBI's taxonomy places the organism in Eukaryota, Metazoa, Chordata, Actinopteri, Cypriniformes, Cyprinidae. The record is from RefSeq and is a predicted model, not a curated record. Gene Ontology annotation, molecular function: 3'-5'-DNA exonuclease activity.